AUGGCAGAUCAAGAACAAGAAUUGGAGCGAGUAAGCUCAGAACUCGAAGACCUACGAGGAAACAUGGGUCAAGUCAUGGAGAUACUACAGGUCAUCAGGGAAAAGUUAGACACCCAAACGACGAUCGUUUCAGAAAUCGCCGGUCCAUCGAUUGAACCCCAACCUGCAAGGACAGUACCAACCACUUGGCCAGCCUAUGGUUUACCUCCUGGUUUCACAUCUCCAGUUGAAGGCGCCCCUGGUUUUGCACAAUCCACUCAGCAGAUGGCUCCUCUACCAACCAUCAAUGAAAAUCAUCCAGUGGUCUACACGUUCGCACCACCUCUCGGAAGCUUUGAAAAUCUUGAGUUAAUAAGAAAUGUUGGAGUAAAGUGCCCUUUGUUGUGCAAAGAAUUCAUCAUAGAUGCUUGGCAACUCUACUAUGAUCGAUCUAAAGGAGCAGAUGUAGUCCUUCUAAUUGUCGCUGUUUUACCUGAUCUUGACAUCAAGUACAUGGUUAAAAUAUGCAAAUUACUUGGAUUGGCCGCCCUUGUUGAGGUGCACGACAAGAGGGAAUUUGACUGUGUUCUUGGAAUAGAAAGUGUUGAGCUUAUUGGCAUCAACAACCUGCAAAAUGAUAUUGCAGUAAGCCACCAUUAA
Lathyrus oleraceus (garden pea) is the source of this 639-nucleotide messenger RNA. RefSeq lists its product as uncharacterized. Gene Ontology annotation, molecular function: phosphoribosylanthranilate isomerase activity; indole-3-glycerol-phosphate synthase activity. The record is from RefSeq and is a predicted model, not a curated record. Gene Ontology annotation, biological process: L-tryptophan biosynthetic process. Lineage: Eukaryota; Viridiplantae; Streptophyta; Magnoliopsida; Fabales; Fabaceae. The transcript has 2 exons. Bases 1 to 639 code for a protein of 212 amino acids.